Babesia bigemina is the source of this 597-nucleotide messenger RNA. Its product is annotated as ribosomal protein L15, putative. Bases 1 to 597 code for a protein of 198 amino acids. The record is from RefSeq and is a predicted model, not a curated record. Gene Ontology annotation, cellular component: ribosome; cytosolic large ribosomal subunit. Gene Ontology annotation, biological process: cytoplasmic translation. Gene Ontology annotation, molecular function: RNA binding; structural constituent of ribosome. NCBI's taxonomy places the organism in Eukaryota, Apicomplexa, Aconoidasida, Piroplasmida, Babesiidae. The transcript has a single exon.
AUGCAAGAGCUGUGGCGCAAGAAGCAGUCGGAUGCCAUGCGCACACUGCUUCGUAUUAGGACCUGGGAGUACAGGCAGCUUACCGCCGUGCACCGCGUAUCCAGGCCCACCCGUCCCGACAAGGCGCGCCGCCUGGGAUACAAGGCCAAGCAGGGUUUUGUCAUCUACCGCGUCCGCAUCAAGAGGGGUGACCGCAAGAGGAAUGUGCAGAAUGGAAUCGUAUACGGAAAGCCCAAGCACCAGGGUAUCCGCAAGCAGAAGUCCAAGCGCAACCUCAGGAGCUUGGCUGAAGAGCGUGUAGGCAGGAGGUGCGGCGGUCUCAGGGUACUCAACUCCUACUGGGUGGGACAGGACGCUGUCCACAAGUUCUACGAGGUCAUCCUUGUCGACCCCUUCCACAACGCUAUUCGCAACGACCCCAGGAUGCAGUACAUCUGCAAGCCAGUACACAAGCACCGCGAGAUGCGCGGCCUCACAUCCGCUGGACGCAAGGCACGUGGUCUGCGCGUAAAGGGACCGAAGGCGGCCAAGCUCAGACCGUCGAUCCGUGCCAACUGGCGCAGAAGGCAAAUUCAGCACUUGUGGCGUAUGAGGUAA